Molecule: messenger RNA, 1501 nt
Organism: Chenopodium quinoa (quinoa)
Lineage: Eukaryota; Viridiplantae; Streptophyta; Magnoliopsida; Caryophyllales; Amaranthaceae
Product: GDSL esterase/lipase EXL3-like
Exons: 5
Coding region: 145-1257 (370 amino acids)
Cellular component (GO): extracellular region
Molecular function (GO): hydrolase activity, acting on ester bonds
Source: RefSeq, a predicted model, not a curated record
UUUUUUUUUGGUAUCACAAGGAAUGUGAGGACUGAGGAGUAUAAGAUAAACUCUUCACGUACAUUGUAUAUACACGUGCAUGUGUGACACAUUAAUGGAUACAAACAAAAGGAGACUAGUAUAGAGAGAGAAACCAAACCAAAGAUGAUAAUCAUGGGAAAUGAUAAAUUCAUAUCUUAUAAAACAAUCAUCAAUACAAUAGUGAUUUAUAAUAUAAUAAUUAUAGCAACAUUUAUGCAAAAUUAUGUAAAUGCCAUAGAAGUUCCACAAAAAGGAAAAGUGCCAGCAUUUUUAGUGUUUGGAGAUUCAAUUGUUGAUCCAGGAAAUAAUAAUUACUUGGCUACUUCUGGAAGAGCAAAUUUCCCACCUUAUGGGAGAGACUUUCCUGGAGGUGUAGCUACUGGAAGAUUCAGUAAUGGCAAAGUUCCUUCUGAUUUCAUUGCUGAAGAGCUUGGAAUAAAAGAGUUUGUGCCUCCGUAUUUGGAUCCAAAGCUCAAUAUCAGUGACCUACUUACUGGUGUCAGCUUCGCCUUUGGUGCUGCUGGUUACGAUCCUACAUCUGCAAAAUUAGCGAACGUAUUGACAUUAGAAGAUCAGUUGAACUUGUUUAAAGGGUAUAUAAAGAAGCUCAAGGAUGCAGUUGGAGAAAACACAACAUCGACUAUCAUAUCCGAAAGUGUAUACCUAGUUUGUGCAGGAAGCAAUGACAUUACCAACACUUAUUUCUCUUUACCAUUUGAAAUACUUCAUUACGAUAUCUCAACAUAUACUAGUAUGAUGCUCAAAUGGGCAUCCUCUUUUUUACAGCAACUAUACGAUUUGGGGGCAAGGAGAAUAGGUGUGAUCAGUGCACCACCGUGUGGUUGUCUUCCAUCACAAAGAACCUUGCAUGGCGGCAUAUUAAGAUCUUGCUUUGAAGAUGAAAACGAAGCUUCAAUUCUAUUCAACAACAAGCUCAUUUCCGAGCUAAAUUAUCUCAAUCAAAAGCUAACGGGAUCCAGAUUUGUGUACCUCGACAUCUACAACCCAUUACUCAAUCUCAUAAACAACCCUUCUCAAUCAGGGUUUGAAGUUGCAAAUAGAGGAUGUUGUGGCACUGGAAACAUAGAGGUGACUUUACUAUGUACAAAGUUUGCUGUUGGUACUUGUAAAGAUGCCUCAAAAUAUAUAUUUUGGGAUAGUUUUCAUCCAAUGGAGACAGCUUACAAAAUCAUUGUCCAUGAUCUCCUCCAAAAAAGCAUAGGCGAUUUCUUCUAAAUGAUUAUUUCAUAUACUACCUCCGAAUCAUACUAUAUACAACUUUGGAAUUUUUUAUAUCUCAUAAAUAAUACCCCAAAGUUGCAUAUAAUAUGAUCUGGGGGUAGUAUGUACAUGUAUGCAAAAUUGGAAUUACUCGUAAAAUGGUGGGAAAAAAAAAUUGUUUUAUUCAUGUUACUAAAUUCAUAUUUUUUAUGAAGUAAAAUUCAAAUAAAAAAUUCAACAAAUAUUUGUAGUGUGCUUU